Messenger RNA from Poeciliopsis prolifica (blackstripe livebearer), 812 nucleotides. RefSeq lists its product as uncharacterized. Lineage: Eukaryota; Metazoa; Chordata; Actinopteri; Cyprinodontiformes; Poeciliidae. The transcript has 5 exons. The coding region runs from base 78 to 812 and encodes 244 amino acids. The record is from RefSeq and is a predicted model, not a curated record.
UAUCCAUGGGUUGAUAUCAACCCGAUUACCUCCUACCACUCACAGGGACAUUCAUUUUGGAUAGAAGCACCAAAAUUAUGGUUUCAGACCAUGCACAAGAACCCCAAAUGAGCAUCAUUGAUGUUCCUAAGGUGGGAGCUCAAAGCAGGGUUACCUGUAAAGUGAAAUAUACAUGUUCUUCUGCUCCUCCUGCCCUGUCUCUGAAUGGCAUUCCUGGAACAGACCGCACCAUUGACUCCUUGUUGUCAGACGGCAUUUGGGAAAGAACAAUAGAACGAACUUGGAAUGUAGAAGAAGACCACAAGAAGGUGGAGUGCACUGUGAGAUAUCCUGGUGGACAAAGUGCCAAAAGUGAGCUCCUCCUGCAUGUUGAAUGUCCAUUUGAAACAAUCAAAAUGGUUGAACCUCCAGGAGAGCUAACAGAAGGAGUGGCAAAGAGUGUAAUUUGUUCUGUGUCCUACAAAUGCAAGACAAAUACACCAACAAUUGAGUGGAACUUUUCAGACAUGCUGCAUUUACAAAAGCUCAAAAAAAUAUCCAGUAAUACGUAUACCACUGAGUCCAAUCUUACGUUUAUUGGUUCCCUUGAAGACAAUGGAAAACCUUUGACCUGCAUUGCACAUUUUCUGACUGGAGAAACAUCAAACUCCUCACUUCUUCAGAUAAAAAAAUAUGUACCGGUUGAAGAAGAACUGAACGAGAAAGAUACUUUCCGCGUCCUGGCUGCUGACGUCCCUGGCAGAUUCAAUGCCUUGACUCGGUCCUGUGUGGUCAUCCCCUGCAGUUUCCAGGAUGACGAGGAUCAGCCCUGA